UCCAUGUGGAGUGAACGUGCGUGGACAUGAUGACAUGUGUCUGCUGAAGUACGGAGUGCUGCGAGGACUCUCCUUAAACCCACAGCAGACCUUCGAGAGGUGAAUGUCCAGUAGGUGGCGCUCUGUAGGGGGAGGAGGUGAUGCAGAGGAUGUGGACUCCAGUCACGGUGCGGCGUGUGGUCCUGCUGCGCUCCGCGUACUUUGGGCGCACCUGGGAUAAGGGGGAGCUUCCUGUGACCGUCCGGACCUCACGCUACUUCAGAUGCACUAAUGUCAUCCAGACGAAGGAGGGCCUCAAAACGUCCACAGAGGAAGAAACGCCAUUAAACCCUCGGCAGAGUCCAGCUGGGACUGAGGGUCUUUAUAAGGCAGAUUCGGCAUCUGCCCCUCAGAAUAAGGGUGAUGUCGACCCUCUGCAGGACAAGUCUAUUGGGCUCUUUCAGAGAUUUAAAAAGACGUUUAAACAGUAUGGUAAAGUCAUGGUGCCUGUGCACAUCGUCACGUCCACUGUUUGGUUUGGGAGCUUUUAUUAUGCUGCAAUGAAAGGGGUGAAUCUGGUCCCGUUUUUGGAGUUCAUCGGUUUACCGGAUUGGAUGGUGGGAAUUUUGCGGGAUUCCCAGGGUGGUCAUGCACUCACAGCCUAUGCAAUGUAUAAGCUCGCUACUCCUGCACGGUACACGGUUACACUGGGGGGCACCUCCCUGUCUGUACAGUACCUCCGCAAACAUGGACACCUCUCCACCCCUCCGCCUGUCAAAGAGUACCUUCAAGACAAAAUGGGGGAGACCAGGGAACGACUGACUGGAAAAAUGGAGGAGACGAAAGAGAGGUUUUCAGAGAGAAAAGACCAGUUUUCUGAGAAACUGCAGGAGACGAAAGACAAAAUUACUUUUCGUAAGAAAGCCGACUAGGCUGCAUGGCAUUGGGAAGAGAAAUGUCACUAAAAACUCAGAAGCCUCGUGUGGAAUGUUUCAGACAAUCAAUAAUUGCUGUCACUAGGUAUUUGGUUUUGACUUAAAGGGACAGUUCAGCUGAAAUAAAUAACCUUCUCCUGCAAAAAAAAAUUUUGGCCAUUUUUUGGCCAUAUAAUGCAAGUCAGUCAAGUCCAAAUCAACUUUGGACCCUAAUGACUGAAAAAAGUAUUUUGUGUUCAUACAGGUUUAAAAUGACAUGAGGGUGAAUAAAUGACAGACUUUUCAUUUUUGGGUGAACUAUCCCUUUAAGGAAUGCUCACACACAGGAACCAUCAUCAUGUCGAAAUGGUUUCCAUGCACUUAAAUCUGCAAGUUGAGUGUUUUGGAGAGAAGCAAACUUGAACUAGCAAUAAAACUAGAAUUAUAUUAAGCCAAAAUCAUGUUAAUUGUGUUUGUUUGAAUGUAUUUUACUUAAACUGUUUUAAGUAUUAAAACUAUUUCUACGUGAUUUUUUUUUUUUUUUAAAUGUAUGCAUUUGUUAUUUGAGUUGUUGUGCAUAUUGCCUGGUGAUCUAGACUUUACAAUGUCUUGAAUUGCACUGUGUUUAUGGAGUAUCUGGACCGUUUAAACUCAGUGGGUAAUAAAGAUCAUUUAUUAGCCA
Messenger RNA from Carassius gibelio (silver crucian carp), 1575 nucleotides. RefSeq lists its product as uncharacterized. The record is from RefSeq and is a predicted model, not a curated record. Gene Ontology annotation, cellular component: mitochondrion. The coding region runs from base 141 to 911 and encodes 256 amino acids. The transcript is spliced from 4 exons. NCBI's taxonomy places the organism in Eukaryota, Metazoa, Chordata, Actinopteri, Cypriniformes, Cyprinidae.